GAUGGUCCUAGAUGGAAAUUUUGUGAGGAACCUGGUGUAUCAUCAAGAGGAAAUAUGUUGAAAUCGAUACCAGCAUCUGGUUUGCUGCGGAAGUUAUGGUGGAGUACUCUUGGACUGCAAUUUGACUGGUCCAAGUUCUGUGAGAUACACUCGUCAGUAAUAUCCGAAGAAUUUCGCCCAGAAGCUGUAAUAGUGAAUUACUUCAAGUUAGCUUUCUUUUACUGUGAGGUGGAUGGAAGCUCCCUUUGUUUGCAGUGCGAUAUGAUUGUUCAUGUAGGAUGUAAAAGAACCCAUGAAAGAUAUCUUGUAUUGAGGCAGAGAAUUGAGUUUCCCGGGGAUAAGCCUGGCCGUAUGGAGGAUCCAACUGAGAACAGGAGGGGAGAGAACCAGCAACUCGGAUUGACGAUGGGAGAGAUCCAGCAGAAUCACAGGGUUCCAGAGUCAGCUACGAAUGCCAAUGCCGAUGGGCAUGCCAACACGAAGACAAAUAUGAUGGAUUUGAAUAUGCAGCCACAUCAGAUACAUGAACAGGCUUCAAAUAAUCAGAACAUCCUUGUUGUCUCAAAGUAUUACUGAAGGAUUACCUUGGCGAGACUUGCUGAGCUGCUUUCUCUCAUUGUUUAGGUGACUUCCAAAAACGAUCAAGCACAAGGCAUCAAAACCAUAUAUAUUCCUUCCUGUUUUAGAAUUUUUUUUGGAUUCCUUCAUUGAUUUUUCUUUUAAUUUUUGUUCAAUUACUUACAGGUUUUCAAUGGAUGGAUGUUUAAAACUUGUCUCAAUUAAUGUUUUGAAUGGAAUGAUUGUAAAGUUUGGGAUUGAGCAGGAAAAUAUGAUGAAUUUUAAUGUUAUAUUUAGGUUGGGUUGAA
This is a messenger RNA of Camellia sinensis, 866 nucleotides long. NCBI's taxonomy places the organism in Eukaryota, Viridiplantae, Streptophyta, Magnoliopsida, Ericales, Theaceae. The record is from RefSeq and is a predicted model, not a curated record.